Messenger RNA from Haliotis rubra (blacklip abalone), 3749 nucleotides. RefSeq names its product serine/threonine-protein phosphatase 6 regulatory ankyrin repeat subunit B-like. Lineage: Eukaryota; Metazoa; Mollusca; Gastropoda; Lepetellida; Haliotidae. Gene Ontology annotation, molecular function: protein binding. The coding region runs from base 117 to 3749 and encodes 1210 amino acids. The record is from RefSeq and is a predicted model, not a curated record. The transcript has a single exon.
GAACACGUUUGUGUUUCAUCAGUCAAGGUAACAAUGUGCCACUGUUUGGAUUUCAGAAGAUAGUCCCAUGUCUGAUUUUUAAGAACAUCAAAAGACUUGUGGAUAUUUUGAUUGCUAUGAAUAGAGACACAGGUACAGACGUCCUUCAGGAGUGUUUGCCUGUUGCUGUUUAUGUCGGUAGAAAUGAGCUCGUCAAGAACCUACUUGAUUAUGGAGCGACACCAGAUGAACAUUGCUUCAGAGCUCUUUGUCCGGCAAGACAAAUAGACGUCGAUGUCACCGAGACUAUUUUCAACGUUGUUGUGACAGAGCACAGAAGCUUCACAUGGGAUUCCAUAUCCAAUCUAAGAGAUCUGUUCUGGCUAUCUGUAAUGAAUGGAAACGUACACAUUGUACACCUACUGGUCAAAAGGUUAAAGGGUUACACAGACAGCUUGAGGAUCUUCAGUUAUGCCUUAGCAAGUCUUGUCAGGGAGCUUAGUACAGGCCAUAGGUGUCCACUGUUUAAACCCUAUGACAUGAGGCAUCUAAGUGAAAUAGUCAGAAUUCUCUUUGGCACAGGAUGCAAGGUAGAUUUUGACUAUCUCACUUUGCAAGCAGCAACUCAUGCUGAUGCGACUAUUUUGCGACUUGUUCUUGAGCAAGGUGUGCAUGUGAAGGAUAUAUAUUCAAAUAGUGAAGACAUGUUCAGCACCGAGGAAUAUUAUCCAACGCCUCUACAACAGGCAGCAGCUUAUGGAGGAGGGGAUUGUCUGGAAGAAAUCCUCAGUUGCACACAAGCUGGACAGGUGAAGCCGGAUAUUAAACCGGAACAAAGAGUAAUUAACAACGAUGCGUUCUUAUUGCACACUGCAGUUCAACAUGGUAACAUUGAGUGUGCGUCACUGCUUCUAAAGAAAGGCAUUGAAGUCAAUACACAGGAUAGAAAUGGAAAUACACCGCUUCAUAUUGCUGUCAAACACAACCAGGUGAAAAGUGUUGACCUGCUACUUUCAAAGCAUGCACCGGUUGACAUGAAAAACAGCAAUGGGUGUAUACCGUUAUUGUGUAUGAAACUUACAUCCCUUCCAGAUCUGAACAUUGUUACUAGACUCAUAAAAGCAGGAAGCGACAUUAAUGAGGUUGAUGCACAAAACAGGACACUUCUUUAUAAAGCAACAGAGUAUGGACAUCUUUCUCUUGUAAAGUAUCUGUGUAACAAGGGAGCCAACGUGAACAUUGAUACACAGGAGAACAUUUCCCAUAUGGCCAUCACAGAGGAACGAAAGUUGUGUAAGAGAGUUAUUCUUGCUGCAUGUAGAAAUGCUGAUAUUGAUGUUGUUAAGUUGCUCUGUGAACAUGGUGCUGAUGUUGACGUAGCUGACGACAAUGGAGAAACAGUAAUACACAAGUCUGCAGCAUCCCCCAUUGAUACUGUUGAGAAACUUCAAUAUCUUCUGGACACUAAGCAGGUGCCUCUGAGUAUAAAAGACCAUUUUGAAAGGACUGUCUUAUUUCCAGCUGUCACGUCAGCUUUACAAACUGGGUAUUUGGAGGUUCUGCACUUUCUGUCGUCCAGAAAAAUAGACUUCAAACAAAUAGAUAAAUUUGGGGACAGUUUACUGUUAUAUCCCUUUGGCCCAAACCGAUUUGACAAUGCAAUAUCUCCCUCAGAUGGCUUUAUUAAGCUAAUGCUAGACCAUGGUAUUGAUCCAAACAUAAAGAACCUGCAGGGCAGUACAGUGCUUCACUACGCUGCAAUCAAGGGGGACAAGAACAAACUGACAAUACUUCUAGAAGGAGGCGCUGAUCCACGUGUUCCAGAUGAAAAAGGUCGGACUGUGCUCCACCAAGCUGUAAAGAAACAACAGUUUCACAAUGUGAGGCUGUUCUUAGAAAAAGGUGCCAAUCCAGAUGUUCAGGACAAAAACGGUAAAACAGCCCUCCACUUUGCAGGAAAACUUAAAGAUUCUGAGACUGUUAAGCUUCUACUUGAAAAAGGAGCAGAUCCUACUGUUGCAGAUAAAUAUGGCAGAGAUGCCCUUCAUUAUGCUGUGAAAAGUCAGGACUGUGUCAUUAUGAACUUACUCCUGCAAAAUAGAGCCAGUCCUUGUGUACAGGAUACGUUUGGUGCCACUGUACUUCACAUUGCUGCAAAAUGUCUUGACAGAGAGAAUGUCAUGCUUCUGUUGGAACAUGGAGCAAAUCCACACACUCGGGAUCGACGCUGCCAGACUACACUUCACUUUGCUGCCCGUAAUGCAAAUAAUGAAGUUCUCAGAUUGUUCCUGGAGAGAGGUGUUGAUUCCUCUGUACAGGAUGACAGAGGCAUGACAGCUCUUCAUUGGGCAGUAUUGUAUUGCAACACUGAGAAUGUUGAGCUACUUCUGGAAAGAUGUCAAGAAUGGGACGUACAAGACGAAGAUGGAAAGACCCCUCUUCACCAUGCAGCAGAAACAGAAUACUCAAAUAUUGUUAAGCUUCUCUUAGAUAAGAACUUCGACCCGUGUGUACAAAACCACAAUGGUGAAACAGCCCUUCACUAUGCAGCAAGGUAUGGAUACAAUGAGAAUGUUCGGUUACUUGUGAACAAAGGUGCUGAUGUGUCUCUCAGGGACAAAGAAGGCAUGACGGUCCUUCACUACGUAGAAGCUAUCAAUAAAGACAGCGUGAAGCAACUGCUCGUGCAUGGUGCUGAUUUCAAUGCAAAGAAUCAUUCAGGGAGAACUCCUCUUCACCUUGCAACAAUGGGAAAGUGCGAUAAUAGUGUGAAACUGUUUUUGGACAAUGGUGCUGAUCCUUGUGCAAAGGAUGAUGGGGGCCAAACGCCACUUCACUUGGCAGCAAUUCACAAACUAGAGAGUAUUGAUUUAUUGUUGGAGAAGGGUGCAGAUCCGGGUAUGCAGGACAAAGAAGGCAAAACGGCUCUUCACUAUGCAGCAGAGCAUGAUAAUUGGGAGUGUGCUAAUCUGCUGUUGGAAAGCGGAGGUGAUCCCUGUAUACAGGACCAACAAGGCAAAACAGCCCUGCAUGCUGCAGUUGAAGCCGAGUAUCUCUUUAACGUCUUCAGGUACAUUGCCGGAUCUUAUAAGUAUGUAUCCGAAAGAACCAAGAAGAAGACGAAGAGUGUUGCUAAGCUCCUCGUUGAGAAAGGAUGCAGUCAUUCUGUGACGGACAAUCAAGGUAAAACUGCACUUCAUUAUGCAGCUGAGAGCAAUAGCGGUGAUAGCCUGCAACUUCUCUUGGACGACAAUGCUACCCCAUUCAUUAAAGACAAGCAAGACAAAACACCCCUCCACUAUGCAGCAGCAAAAGGAACAAGUGACAAUGUUAAACGGCUCUUGGAGAAAGGUGCAGACCCAUAUGUCAAAGAUCAACAAGGGAAAACUCCACUUCACUAUGCAGCAGAAACAAAACACGGAGACAAUAUUCAGGUAUUACUAGACAGUGGCGUGGAUGCAAGUCAGCAGGACAAUGAAGGAAGAACUCCGCUGCACUUUGCAGCAACGGGUGACUCCAGCUUGUAUGUACGUCUGCUUCUGAACAAAGGCUUUGUGACAACCCUGCGCGACCAACUUGGGAAAACUGCUCUUCACUAUGCAGCUGAGGGUUGUUGCAGUGAUAAUGUCAGACUUCUACUACAUAAUGGUGCUGAUCCCUUUGUAACGGACCAGCAAGGGAUGACAGCCCUUGACUAUGCAACUCGUGGUGGGAACACAACUAGCGUUACACUUUUGCAGGGACGUGUUGCUCAGAAGCAGUCACUGUGA